This is a messenger RNA of Paramecium tetraurelia, 1695 nucleotides long. RefSeq lists its product as uncharacterized. The record is from RefSeq and is a predicted model, not a curated record. The transcript has 3 exons. Lineage: Eukaryota; Ciliophora; Oligohymenophorea; Peniculida; Parameciidae.
AUGAAAGAAUCAACCAUAAUGCAAAUACAUUAACAAUAACUUGGGAAUGCUUUGGUCCAAAUAAUGAACCAAUCAAGGCAUAUUGUGCAUACUAUAAUUAUUAUAUUGCUGUUCAUAAUUGUUAACCUUAUUGUUUAUAAUGUUCAGAUUAAUCUACAUGUACUUAAUGGAACAGCACUUAUGAUUCUAAUAUAGUUAAAUUUUCUCAAGCAGAAUGCUAGAGUAAUCAAUAUUAUGAUAAAGAAUCUGUUAGAUGUAUAACUUGUCCAUCAUCUUAUUGUGUAAACAUGUUAAUCAACUUAUACCUAAUCUAAAUUAGGAUGUACUUGCACAAUACAUUAAUAUGAAGAUUCAAAUUAAUGUCUUAAUUGUCCUAUUGAAUGUAAUUAAUGUUUAAGUUCUACUAAUUGUAUAGAAUGCUUGACUAUUAAUAAUAGACAAUUGUCAAAUGGGUAAUGUAAUUGUAUUGAUGGAUAUUAUCCAAUUAUUUCUGAUCCUAAAUGUUAGCUAUGUCAUUAAUUUUGUAAAACUUGCACUGGACCAACAUCUGAUGAAUGUUUAACUUGCAAUGAUAUUCCUAAUAUUGAAAAAGUAGGAUCAACGUGUAGAUGUCCAACAGGGAUGUCUUAUUAAUUUACAAUAUAAACUUGUUCAUCUUGUCAUUCAUCAUGCUUAACAUGCUUUAGAAUCACAAUUGAUGGCUGUUUAACAUGUAAUUCUACUUUAAAUAGAUUAUUAAAAGGGUUAAAAUGUGUUUGUGCACCUGGUUAUUAUGAAUUAAGUAAUGUUUGUACAAAUUGUCCAAUUACAGAAGAUCCAUCUCUUAGCGAAUGUUAUAAAUUGUGUAAUAAUAAUUAGUUGAUAUGGCAUACAAUAACUUGUAGUUCUUGUGAUACUGGAUUUCAAUUAGUAUUUGGAGAAUGUCAACCUAUUUGUGGAGAUUUAUAAAUCAAAGGAUAUGAAUAAUGUGAAGAUAAUAAUACAAUCCUUAAUGACUUAUGCUAUAAUUGUUAAUUUUAAUGUCCAGCUCAUUGUUUAACUUGCGAUUUAUUAACUACUUUACCUUGUCCUGAUGUUUGUGGAGAUGGAAUUAUUACAGGAGUAGAAGAAUGUGAAGAUGGGAAUACUAUUUAAUAUGAUGGAUGUUUUAAUUGUAAAUAUCAAUGUUAACCCUAAUGUACAAAGUGUAUAAAAGGACUAUGUUUUGAGUGUGCAACUGGAGGUUGGUAUAUUGAUCCUUUAAUUACUCCUUGGUAAUGUAAAGAAAAAUGUGGAGAUGGGCUAAUAAUUGGCAGUGAAUAAUGUGAAGAUGGAAACACUUCUGAUACGGAUGGGUGCAAAGAUUGUAAGUACUUCUGCAGAAUUGGUUGUUCAUCUUGUGAUUAUACAACCAAAAAAUGCUUAAGUUGUGCACUCCCUGGGUUUGUUCUUAAAUCUUACUAUUGUGAAAAUGUAUGUGGAGAUGGCUUAGCCGUAGUUGAUCCUUCAGGGAAGUCAAUUCAGAGCAAUGUGAUGAUGGCAAUACAAUUAAUAAUGAUGGUUGCAGUAGCUCUUGUUAAUUUUAGUGUUAGCCAACAACUAUUUGCACAAGUUGUGUAAAUAAUAGAUGUGAAAAUAUGCGCUACUGGAUAUUAUCUUUCUGAUAAAAAAAUAUGUAUACCAAUUUGUGGGGAUGCUUUGGUUGUGGGUUGGUGA